Molecule: messenger RNA, 900 nt
Organism: Morchella sextelata
Lineage: Eukaryota; Fungi; Ascomycota; Pezizomycetes; Pezizales; Morchellaceae
Exons: 8
Coding region: 1-900 (299 amino acids)
Source: RefSeq, a predicted model, not a curated record
AUGCGGUCCAUCGGACCUGUACUCCCGAUCUCGGAAAGAGGAAAUUUCUCCUUACAAGGAUAUCAAUAUUCUAAAUUGAGUCGAGUCGGAAGAUAUGGUAAUAGCCAGAAACUAUCAAGCUGUAGAUAUCUCCAUUCCCAGCGAGUCAGUCAAAACACCGCUCCAAUGCCACCGGAAGAGCGAGUGCAAUCCCUCUUACGCAAUCAAUCGAUCACAGCUGCCAAUGCAGUGCUCUAUCGUGCACCUACCAGCUUAUCCUCCGCCGUAAAAUCUCUCUUGGCACCUCCGGAUCCCACCCCGCACAUUUUCCGGGUGAAUACCUCGAGAGCAUGUAUUUUUCUAUUGCUAGAAAAGCAGACUGACAGGCAUGCUGUUAAUACACAGGGAACAAUCCAACCGCCUUUCUUCUCUUCCCGUUCUGCGAAUCUCUCCGCGAGAGAGCACGGCGUUCGGAAAGACCCGUGUCAUAGAAUAUCACUCGGUUCCGAGGUCACGCCAUGCAUCAUAAUCUAUCACUCGAUACAUUUACCACUAUCAUUGUGGGGGGUGAUGGGAUCCACGUUUGGGUGUCAGGGGCUCGUGAGUAUGAGGUGGACGAUAUUCAAUCAGCGUGAUGUGUGGCUCUUAAUCGUUAUCAUCGAUAUUGGCAGCAUACUUACCACCAAGAGCCACAAAGAGCAACCAGACCUGUGCUCUAGAUUCAUCUCCACCGCCACUCCCAUGCAUGCCCGCAGCGGAUGCGGGGGAGCGGCCGCGGUCGAGCAUCUCCGCCGCCCUCUCAAGUCCACACCGGUUAUCAGGCUGCUUGGGCGGGGAUGCGAUAAAAGCACCUUCAUGAUCAGCGUUUCUGAACCUGCGAAUGCUCGAGGUUUAUCCAGCGAUCUGAAGUUGGGACUUUGA